AGAACCAAAGUUUGGUUUUUGUACUUAGCAGUCGCUUUGAUCUUUAUCAUCACAACCACCUGCCAAGCUUUUGCCCUACACACGGCGAUAAUGAAGAAUCUUAGUGUUUUCUUCUUCGCUCUCCUCCUCCUCGCUUCCCCUCUCCUUCAAGUCGCUAGGUGUCAGUCAGAUUCUGAUGUGGAAGUCACAGACGCUGCUGAAGAAGUCAGUGAUCUUGGGAUUGUUGGUGAGGAUGCUCAGGAUUUUGGUGAUGGGACUUUUAGCCCGGCUCCUGGAGUAGAGACUGUUUGUGUUUUCCCCAAAAACAGUGCCCGUGUGGUGCCAGCUGGGGAAGAGGCUGAACUACUUGUUGGAAUUAAGAAUGAUGGGGAGUCGAGCAUAAAUAUCAUUGCAGUUAAGGCCAGUGUUCACCUUCCUUUUGAUCAUCGUCUGCUGGUUCAGAAUCUCACUGCUCAGGCCUUCAACAAUGCAACUGUUCCUCCCUCAACACAGGCGACUUUCCUACGUUUUGCUGUCAGCAAGUACUUGCAGCCUGGCAACUUUGAUCUUGUAGGAUCCAUUAUUUAUGAGAUAGACCAGCAAGGAUAUCAAAGCACCUUCUACAAUGGUACUAUUGAAGUUGUUGAGUCUGGUGGCUUCCUCAGCAUCGAGUCAGUUUUUCUGGUUACCCUUGGAAUUGCCCUUCUUGUACUCUUUGGUUUGUGGAUUCAUGGUCAAGUACAAAACCUUUCCAAGAAAACAAAGAGGGCUCCAAAGGUGGAAGUUGGAACUGGGACUAGGGAUGCCUCAAUGGAUGAGUGGCUUCAGGGAACUGCAUACACCCAGUCAUUGUCCAGCAAAUCUAAGAAGAAGAAGUAGAUGGUUUCAAGGCUUUUAUUAAGCCUGCACAAGGCACUGCACAGACUUGUAACUCAAGCUAGGCGAUUGGAUACCCUAUGAGAGCCCAUAAGUUAAAUUAGUUCUUCCAGAGGAAUAUUUGACUGUUGUAGCAUGUGAAAGAAAUUUUCUAAUUUUGUUUUUUCUUCGAGAAUUUUGGAAGUUGAGCCUCUUUCGAGAAGACUAACUCCCAUUUGAGGUAGAAAAGAUCUAAUUUUCUUGAACCUAGUUAAUUUCCUUUUGUUG
Messenger RNA from Jatropha curcas, 1122 nucleotides. RefSeq names its product Translocon-associated protein (TRAP), alpha subunit. The record is from RefSeq and is marked provisional. Lineage: Eukaryota; Viridiplantae; Streptophyta; Magnoliopsida; Malpighiales; Euphorbiaceae. Gene Ontology annotation, cellular component: endoplasmic reticulum; endoplasmic reticulum membrane.